CAUCAUUAUGUAAAACUCUUUGUUUCCAUUGUUAUUCCAUCAUAUGUAGUACCUAAAUACAUUUCUGAGCUAGUAAAUUUUGGUUCCAACGUCCUUCUACUUAUGAUUUGCAAGAUUUUUUUUUAUCAAUUUUAGCACGAUUGAUUGAUUGAUUGCUUCGGUAGAACUGCAGAAAAAUCAAGAUUGAAAAAUAAUUUCCCUCCAAUUUUGCGUGAUACGAUAUCUCCAGUAAUAAAUUGAUCUUUUUUUCAAAACCGAAUGAAAAGACGUUUCAUGAUUUUCACAUCCGAGAGUUACAAGCGAUUGUGAAUUAACAUCUAUUACCUAGGUAUUGUAAAAUUCAAGCAGUUUGCAUAUUUUUUCUGAACCAUCGCGAUGGCAAAAUUACACAACAUUGUUGAUAUGUUUGAAAACCAAGCUGUUUCACAAUCCAACAAAGCGGCGCUGGUUUUUAAAUCUGACACCAUCACCUAUCGCCAACUAAAUGAAAGAGCUAACCAGUUAGCAAAGCACUUGAUUGCAGCUGGUCUUACUCGAGCAUCUGUGGUGGCACUGUGUGUGGAGCAGUGUCCAAAUCGUGCCAUAUUCAUGCUGGCAGUGUGGAAAGUUGGUGCCAUUCUAGUUGCAUUGGAUCCAGAGUAUCCCAAAGCUCAUAUGAUUUCCAUUUUAGAAGACACUCAACCUUCAUUAUUGCUAACAUCUGAUAAAUUGUUGGAUAAAUUCAGCAACUAUAAAGGAAACAUCACUGUACCAGAAUGUGAAAAACAUCUAAUAGCAAAUCAUGACACAGGUAAUUUGCAAACCAGCAUUUAUCCAGAAGAUGAUAUUUACAUUAUCUAUACAUCAGGAAGUACUGGAAAGCCCAAGGGAGUAGUUUUACAACACGGUGCUGUUUUCAAUUGUCUGAAGAAUUAUAUCAACACUACAGGUAUUUCAACUCAAAAUACUACUGUGCAGCUAUUCACUUACUGUUUUGACAUUAUAUACAUAGAAAUGUGGGCUCCAUUAUUAGCAGGUGCAACAUUACAUCUGUACCCUAACAACAAGAUUGUUGGUGCACCUUUGUUAAAAUUUUUGACUCAGCAUAAAGUUGAUUUUUUAUUGAUUACUCCAACCUUACUAACUACCCUUCCUAUGGAUGAACCAACUGGUAAUCUAAAGGUAGUGUGUAUAGCUGGGGAAGCAUGCCCUGAACAAGUACUACAGCACUGGCUUAGCAAAGUUGAAAUAUUCAAUAUUUAUGGUCCUACGGAAACCACCAUUGCAGUUACUUGUCACAAAUACCAGCAAGGACAAUCUGCCAGGACAAUAGGCAAACCCAUACCUGGGGUAGAAUUUUAUGUGCUCGAUUCAAACAUACAACCUUUGCCAACUGGCGAGUGUGGUGAACUAUACAUCAGCGGACUUCAGUUAGCCAAGGGAUAUCUUAAUAGGCCCGACUUAACUGUUGAGCAAUUUCCUCACCUGCAGGUUGGUGGACAAAUGAAACGCAUGUACAAAACUGGUGACAUGGUAAAAUUGCAGGCAGAUGGAAACAUGCAAAUUUUAGGAAGAAUUGAUGAUCAGAUUAAAGUACGUGGAUAUCGUGUAGAAUGUGGGGAAAUUGAGUGUGCAAUUAAUAGUAUAGAUGGUGUGAAGCAAGCAGUUGUUGUUGUAAUGAAUACAAUAAAAUAUGGAAGGCAGGCGUUAUCUGCCUUUGUAGUAUUGAACCAUCUUCAAGUUAAUAAAGAUUUAGAGAUAAAAAAGAUUCUGAAGAAAUUGAGAGACACACUACCUUCCUACAUGAUACCAUCUAGGAUAAAAUUUGUGAAUGAAUUACCAUGUUUAAACACAGGAAAAGUAGACAGAAAAAUAUUGCAGGUAGCUGAGAGGGAAGAGCAUAUUACUUUAGAUGGCAUAAAAAGUGAUGACAUCGAGGGUAUAAUUACUGCCAUAUGGACAAAUGUAUUGCAGAUUCCAAAUAUCAAACCUUCAGAUGAUUUUUUCUCUUUGGGGGGAAAUUCGUUCGAUGUUAUGCAUGUGGCGGUAUCACUUCCUGAACAUAUUAAAAGAAUAGUCACAGCCAAUGAUCUUUACCUUCAUACCACAGUAGAAAAGCUAGCUGGGUUUUUAAGAGAACGCCUUUUCAGACCUUUAACAGAGAAUGAGAAAAUUGAGAUUAUAAAAAAUGUUAUGUUUUCUGACAUCAAACUAGAGACUGAUUAUGAAUAUCCAACCAACAUUAACCCUAAUGUCCUACUGAAUCCCAAACGUAUACUGAUUACUGGAGUUACAGGGUACUUAGGCUCCCAUGUAUUGAUAGAACUACUGAGUAGCACAUCAGCACUUAUUUAUUGCCUGAUCCGAGCUGAAGAUGAACGUGACGCUAUAGACAGGCUGAAAUUUACAAUCACUGAAAGAAACAGAAUACCAUGGCCAAAACAUAUUGUUGAUCGCAUUAUACCUUUAGUUGGAGAUUUCUCUCAACCAUUUUUAAAACUAUCUGAACAAGAAUACACAAAACUUACAAAAGAAAUAGAGAUUGUUUACCAUUUGGGUGCAAAUGUAAGCUAUCUUGCACCUUACCAAAUACUGAAACCUGCAAAUGUCAAUGGUACCCAGCAUAUCAUCAAGUUUGCUACCACAAACAAACUGAAAUAUUUAAUUGCAUGUUCCACCAUAUCUGUUUUCUCAUUUGGCAAUCUAUUUACUGGAAAAGUAAGAAUGUACAAAGAUGACGAUCUUGAUCAGAAUCUUCCAAGUAUUUGCAGGGAUCUUGGUUAUGUGCAGAGUAAAUAUGUCGCAGAAAAAAUUUUGGAAAAAGCUAUGCAAAAAGGAUUGCCAGUAAUUGGAUUUCGACCUGGUUUACUUUUCUGCCAUAGUGUAACUGGAGUUUGUGAUGAGAAACAGUGGGGUUCAAUGGCAAUGAAGUGUUGCUUAUCCAUAGGUGUUUUCCCAUCACUUUUGGAUGCCAGAGAGCAACUAGUCACAGUAGAUUUUGCUGCAAAAGCUAUCGCAUAUAUAAGUAAAGACAUAAAUGCGGUAGGUAAAAAUUUCAGUUUGACCCCACAUCCAGUGCAUGAUAUUACAAAUACUGUUCUGUUUAACAAAUUUAACGAGUACUUCCAAAUGAACCUUGUCCACGCAGAUUUUCAAGACUGGUUAAAUAUUUGGAAAACUGACCAGCACAACCCUUUAUUUGGUUUGGUUAAUCUUUUCACAGAACCAUUGUAUAAGGGUAAAUGUUUAAUAGAAUUGCAUGAACAGUGUUACUAUCAUGAGAUAAAGAAUACAGAGACGUUCUUGGAAGGUAGUGGUAUAGAUGUAACGUCUCCGAUGAUUACUAAAGAAGUUCUGUCAAAUUACCUUGAUUUUAUACAAAUACCACACUGAAUAUGUUAUCAUAGGCAGGGCUUAAAACCCUUACCCACCAGAUAAGACUAUUAGUUUCAGUAUUGGGUAAUUUUUGGUAGGUACGUACCUAUUGUGAGCACCUAGAUACUCCACAGGCUACCAGUUAAUGCUUUGUUUCAUCAUGAUGGGUAUUCAAGAUUUAAGGGAUCAUAAGGGAAAGUGGUGUACCACACAGCAAGCUUGCACUUGGAACCAAUAGUUCAAUUCAAUACCAUAUCCGCAGAUGCAAGUUGACAGAAAAAAUGUAGGUGGUGGAAGGGAAGCGGAAAUGCACUAUUAUGUGCUGCAUAAUAUAGGUAGAGGUAGACAUUAAAAUGUUGCAUACCUAAUUAUCUUGUUAGUUUUGGUGGAAAGUUGAUUAGUUGGGUAAGAUGGAGGUGAAAGAGGGGUGUGAGGUAGAGGUACAGUACUUAUGAGGUUACAUUUUACUUGUAUUUUAAGAUGUAGGUAUUCAUUCCUGAAUUGUUUUCUGAAUUGUAAUGUGUGAAAUAAAAGUUGGUUACGUA
Molecule: messenger RNA, 3899 nt
Organism: Planococcus citri (citrus mealybug)
Lineage: Eukaryota; Metazoa; Arthropoda; Insecta; Hemiptera; Pseudococcidae
Product: linear gramicidin synthase subunit D-like
Exons: 3
Coding region: 376-3372 (998 amino acids)
Source: RefSeq, a predicted model, not a curated record